AUGCCGGCUAAGGAUGAUGAGUCUCAUCCUAUCCAAUUACUGAUGAAAGACUUUUUCCACGUUACCGAUAAAAAGUCACGACCACGGAUAUUCGGCUCCAUUGUUGUGUCUCCAGACGCGACAUUUUACUUUGACAUUAGUCUCCUCAAGCUCGAGAACGUCCUCGAUGCAAAGUAUCAUGGUUUCACGGAUGCAACACGCGAUUCGAUUCUUUCCCUACCAGACAAGCCUAUGGAGCUGGUCGUCUUCUACGACCCGCAGGUCCAUAUUGUCGACACCCCGUUACUCAAACGUUUGCUUGUACAUGAUCCCCAUAUGUCACUUUUCAGGUCCCACUUUCGCAACUCGAAGCACGCUCUGAGUGAAAUAGGCGCGUGUGCCUGUGACCUUGUCUGGCGUCGUGCACUUAAGGACAUGGAAGCGGAGUCGGAUAUUAAUGAACCGGUCUUCGAGGAAGAUGAUGAGCUGCAAACUGGUUCCGAAGCCGCGAUUAGAAGUGCGAAAAGCAAAAUCAGGAAUACAAUUAAGAAUUGGCUAUUCACAAUGCCGAAUCUGGAUCAAUCAUCUCGAGGCUUCAAUAUCACCCCGAAGUUUGCGAGACUAAUGGAAGUGUUGAAGGCAUGUGAGCCACAAGGCGACGCAUUCCGUGGAAUCAUUUUCGUCCAAAAGCGCAGCAUUGCCUAUGUCUUAGCGGAUCUACUCCGGACUUUGGAUGAUCAAAUCGGAUUCAUUCGACCACAAGCCCUCGUAGGUCACGUACUGCAGUCGGACGUAUUAGAUGCUUUUAGGACGGGAGUUUACAAUUUACUUAUUGCGACGAAAUUCGCUGAGGAUCUAGAGAUUUGCUCGGCAACAAUUGUGAUAAGGUUUGAUCUGUUCGAGAGUCAGGUUUCAUAUGCGCAUUGUCGGGCACGCGCCCGUGGUCAACAAUGCCACCUUAUCCACAUGGCAGAGCGAGGAAGCGAUGUCCAUCGCCGUAUCCUAGCUGACGUUGCACGCAUAGAUCGGAGGAUGGAAAGAUGGGUCCAACGAGUCACAACGAGCGUUGGAAGUGCUAUUCCUCCUGUACCACUACGCGAAACAGUCGAUCCAUAUCGUUCUGAUAGCGAUGAUGAGGACAAUGACGAUCCCGAGAGCUUUGUACAGGAUCCGACAACGAGCGGACGCAUAUUUGUGCAGGAUGCUAUGACGGUGGUAUAUCGAUUUGCUUCUCAGCUUCCUGCAGCUGGAGAUGUAGAAAGACGACUAAAUAAGCCACUAUUCGAAUAUGAAGAACUGCAAGAUGGCCCGUCAUCUAAGACGAUGUACAUAUGCACAGUUUUACUUCCACCCGGUGCGCCGCUUCGACGAGUAUCAGGUUCACCAAGCCCGUCAAGGUCUCAGGCCCGCCGAAUGGCUUGUUAUCAAACAUGCUACGAGCUUUACAGCCUUGGUGCUCUCGAUUAUCGUUUGUUCCCUCGACCGCCUCUCCCAGCGACCAGACCACAAAGGACAACAUACAUUUCUGCUCAGAUGAUCGAAGAAAUGAGUGACCGGGAAGAAGAGGAGGCCCUGUUGCCCUCCAGGUUGCAGGAACAGAAUAGAGCGAUGGGGACACGCCUUUAUCCUCGCAAAAGACCAGACUUCUGGAUGAACACCCUACCGAUCAUGCGAGGAUGUCUAUAUCCGACUAUUAUUUACCCCGUCGUGGAUCCGAAUGCGAUUGAAGUUGGAGGUGUACACUCUCCAAUAUUGAUAUUGACUCGGCUUCCUCUUCCACCGCUCUUCCCAUUCAAAAUUUACUACUCUGGUGUUGCCGGGAAAGUGCAUUUCAAGCGCGGUGAAGCGUUCGAAGUUGAUGAUGACAUGCUUCAAGACUUGUACAAGUAUACCAUUCGAAUGAUUCGGAGUAUAACCAACAAGCCAUAUAUAUGUGCCCUGGACAGCAUCCCUUAUUUCCUUGCACCUCUAUAUAGGGACUUCAAGAUCGAUGUGGGUGAGGGUGGACCUGACGAUGGCCAGCGAUGGGAUUUUCCAAAUGUCGUUGAUCACAUACCUUGGGACAAAGUGCAACUAGCCGCAGCGAAGGCAGCUGCCGCACUUAAUACACAGGACGUGCAUACACUCAUUGCUGAUUCUGAGGAUGCGUUGAUACAAGACCGAUGGGCCGAGUUUACACGAAAGUAUUAUUGUGUAAGGAUGCGUCCUGAUCUCAAUCCUUUAUCAAAACCACAGGAUAGCCCUAGGGAGAAGGAUUUCGACAAUCUCGUCGAAUACUGUCGAGCACGUCGCAGGGGAUUUGAAGGUCUGCAGGACUACAAGCAACCUUUAAUAGAGGUCGAAGUCUGUUCGUCGUUGGUCAGCCAUCUCAAUCCGACUGCCAGGCAAAUCGCUGAGUCAAAGCAUCAUCCCGCCAAAUAUCUUAUUCCAGAACUGUGUGUCAAGUCUACGAUACCCGCAAGUGUUUACCGAACAAUAUCUUUAUUGCCAUCCAUUAUCAGCAAGCUCGAAGACUUCUUACUAAUAAAGGAGUUAAAUGCCAAGUAUUUUGACCACUCUAUUGCAGAGUACGACCUGCUUGCUGCUGUUUCGUCGCCAGCAGCGUUCGUGGAUGUUGACUAUGAACGCCUUGAACUACUCGGUGAUGCGUACUUGAAGUACUUGUCCUCUGUCUACCUCUUCGUAACAUUCCCUACUCUGCAUGAGGGGGCGUUGCACGUGUCUCGUCAACGGAUUAUCAGCAAUAGGUCUCUCUUGCGCAAUGCGAAUCGUUGUGGGUUGCCACAAUAUAUCCAGUCCAAGCCAUUGGCGCCAAGAAUGUGGUGUCCGCCGAACUUCAUAGUAUAUCGACCGCCAAAGAUGCAUCUUGAUGAGGAACCCAUGGACUUAGGAGAACACGAGCUGGAAGAAGGGGAGUUGCCAACUCAAGACCAGGUUCAAGAAGCCGAGGGUGCGAAAAAAGGCAGAGAGAGUGGUUCACAUGCAGGCGGGUCAGGUGAACCCAAGGUAGGGGAGACACAAACUAAUGAAAGCACCCCUAUGGAUGUUUCUGAUGAAAAUGGGGUUGGAAAGACAAAUGAUGGUCAGCCAAACUCCGGGACAGUGACGCCAGGCAAGAAAUCUAGCAAGAAGAAGAAGAAAAAGGAAAGCUUCAACACUCAGUGGCUCGGAGACAAAGCAGUAGCCGAUGUUGCGGAGGCGAUUAUAGGUGCCGCGUAUGUCACCGGCGGACGAGAGAUUGCGCUAAAGGUGACGAAGGCGCUGAACGUUCCGGUGCCCCACAUUGACCGAUGGUCGGACUUCGGGCGGAAGGCGCUUGCUCCCCCUCCGGAGGUGACGGCGAGGCUUCGGACCGGGUCCAUCCAGGCGGUAGAAGCCAUUAUCGGACACCAAUUCAAUCAUCCGCACCUUCUAGCACAAGCACUUACGCAUGCAUCCAUACAUGGGAAUGAAAUGACGAGCUACGAACGGCUGGAAUUUAUCGGUGAUGCUAUAUUGGAUUUCCUCGUUAUCCGUCACAUUUACGAUAGGGACAGCUCAUUGUCUCCGGGCGCGCUAACGUUAUUGAAGGGUGCGAUGGUCUCUAAUGCGGCUCUAGCGGCUGUCUGUGUUUGGUCGGGAUUACACGAGCACCUGCUAUUCGAGUCUUCGGCUUUGGAGAAGAGUAUUCAGAGCUAUGCUGUUGAGCUCGAGCAGAGACAGCUUGCUGAGCAUGAGCAAGCUGCACGUGAAGACCGGCAACCCGGACAGUACUGGGUUGAUGUCGAGCCUCCGAAAGCGCUUUCUGAUGUCGUUGAGUCAAUCUUUGGAGCGGUAUAUGUGUCGGAUAAUUUCUCUCCCAUUGGGGCAGAAAAAUUCUUUGACAAGGUGCUAGCGCCGUUCUAUGACCAACACAUCACGCUGCACACUCUUUCACAUCAUCCGACGAAAAUUCUAUUUGAGCUCUUCCAGUCACAAGGAUGUCAGAACUUUGAACUUGUCAAGGAUUCUAUUGAUUCCCGCGAGAACGAGUACAGCCAUACGGUCGAAAGUACAGUUAUUGUUCACGAUAUUGUUUUGGCGAGUGCAUCGGAUACGUCGGUAACAGCAUCUGCACGGCGUGCUUCAGAUAUAGCUCUAGAUGCGAUUGAGGGCGACCCGUCGUUCAUGGCGCGCUAUUGUGACUGCCGUGCUAUAAACCAGGCCAAAAAAGCUGCGAAGAAAGCAGGGAAAGCUGGCGCCUCGCGUGGUUCUGACAGUGAAAUGCGGGAUCCGUGA
Fomitiporia mediterranea MF3/22 is the source of this 4236-nucleotide messenger RNA. RefSeq names its product ribonuclease III. The record is from RefSeq and is a predicted model, not a curated record. Gene Ontology annotation, molecular function: ribonuclease III activity. Bases 1 to 4236 code for a protein of 1411 amino acids. Lineage: Eukaryota; Fungi; Basidiomycota; Agaricomycetes; Hymenochaetales; Hymenochaetaceae. The transcript is spliced from 13 exons. Gene Ontology annotation, biological process: RNA processing.